Cannabis sativa is the source of this 1551-nucleotide messenger RNA. Its product is annotated as transcription factor ORG2-like. Lineage: Eukaryota; Viridiplantae; Streptophyta; Magnoliopsida; Rosales; Cannabaceae. Bases 1 to 882 code for a protein of 293 amino acids. The transcript has 3 exons. The record is from RefSeq and is a predicted model, not a curated record. Gene Ontology annotation, cellular component: RNA polymerase II transcription regulator complex. Gene Ontology annotation, molecular function: RNA polymerase II transcription regulatory region sequence-specific DNA binding; DNA-binding transcription factor activity, RNA polymerase II-specific; protein dimerization activity. Gene Ontology annotation, biological process: regulation of transcription by RNA polymerase II.
AUGUAUAUAUAUAUAUGUGUGGCCGGGGUUGAUCAUAUCAGUUUGUAUAUUAUUAUUAGAAAAUUUAAAUUGAACUAUACCAAAGUAAGCAUCACAAUGCUAGCGUUAUCUCCUCCUCUAUUUUCAAACAACAUCGGAGGGUCCUUAGAUGAUCAUAGUAAUAAUAAUAAUAACAUUUUCUGGAGAGACAUAAUAGACAAUAAUAUUGGUUCAGAACACAUGACACCACUAUUCCUUAAUUUCCCCACUAAUCCACCACCGUCCGAUCAUUAUGAAUUUGAGAUUGAUCAUCAUCUUCGCUCCACCACGCCAUCCACUACAACCAUCGACAGUGAUCCGAUCAUGGUGAAGAAGCUCAACCACAAUGCUAGUGAGAGAGAUCGUCGAAAGAAGAUUAAUGAUUUGUAUUCCUCUCUCCGGGCCCUGCUCCCACUUUCAGAUCAAACGAAAAAGAUGAGUAUUCCGGCUACAGUGUCUCGUGUGCUGAAGUACGUACCAUUGCUACAAGAAGAAGUGGAGGGACUGGUUCGAAAAAGGGAUGAGCUAUUGUCAAGGAUUCAAUCAAAGGAGCAAGGGAAUUAUACUAAGAAUAGUAUUGAAAAAGUCGACAAAAUAAAAGGGACAGCUCCAAAAUCAUUAUCUUCAAUUUCAGCCACUCAACUCAGUGAGAAAGAAAUAGCAGUUCAAAUAUCCACAUAUAAACUCCACAACAAUCUAUUAUCUCAAAUGCUAUUUAAUUUUGAGGGAGAUGGCCUUUCAUUACUACAUGCUUCUUCAUUUGAGUCUUUUCGAGGGAGGGUCUUCCACAAUUUACAUCUUCAUGUGGAAGUAGACUCUUGUGGGGCUUUAGGGGAGAAGCUUGUUUAUACAUAUAGCCACUAGCUAUAUACUAGAAAACUAUAUAUACUGAUAAUAUUAGACGAUGCAUACUGUGUUCUCGUGUUAAAAAUAGACACGUGAAUAUAGAUAUAGUUGCUAUGAAUAGAUAAUUAUGAGUUAUGAUCAUGCCAAAAGUUUUUAUAUAUGUGAUAAUUUCAUAAAGUUGUGAUGAGAUACUGCAAUAUAGUACUGAUCGAAGUAUGUGAUCACAAUAACUACUUACUAUGCAUUUACUAAAAGAUUAAUUAUAAAUGGGUUACUGUUACUCUGGUAAAAAGAAAAAAAAAAUUAUAUUGAUGGGUGAGGAAAGCAGGUUAAUUAGAACGUAUAUAUAUCUUUAUAUAUUAAAAGUGCCUAUUUAACGGAAUUUCUUGGAUUAACAGAAUAUACGUUAAAUUUAACGAUUAGGUUUGAUCUCCCGUUAACAAAUAAACCCAAUAAUUAAACCAAAAAAUCAAACAAUCUUUUAAAUAUUAAUAAUCUCUUUUUAAAUUAAAAAAAUCAUCUUAGCCAAAAAAGAAUAUUAAUAAUUUUUUUUAUUUAUUUUUUAAAAAAGAAAAAUAUAGAUAAAAUGUCUAGAAAAGAUAAUAUAAAUGUGAGACAGUAUAUGAGUUGCCCCUUUGUAAUUACCUAGAAAAGAUAAAAUGGCUUAAAAAAAUAAAAAGAAGAUGA